This is a messenger RNA of Passer montanus (Eurasian tree sparrow), 1752 nucleotides long. It is a transcript of the gene GALR3, whose product is annotated as galanin receptor 3. Bases 236 to 1483 code for a protein of 415 amino acids. NCBI's taxonomy places the organism in Eukaryota, Metazoa, Chordata, Aves, Passeriformes, Passeridae. The transcript is spliced from 4 exons. Gene Ontology annotation, biological process: neuropeptide signaling pathway; adenylate cyclase-modulating G protein-coupled receptor signaling pathway. Gene Ontology annotation, cellular component: membrane. Gene Ontology annotation, molecular function: galanin receptor activity. The record is from RefSeq and is a predicted model, not a curated record.
GGCAGGAGUGAUGGGAUGACCGAGCUGCCCAGAUAAACUCUUCUGUGCUCUGCAUCCUCCCGCUACCACUGCGUGGGCUGGACUGGAGGUCUCCCCCUAAGCGAGUGGCAAAGCUGCAGGCCCUUCCUCAAAAAGGUGGCUCCAGGGUCUCCUCCCCAUCCUCACCUACCUGCCACCAUCCAGCCCUUGAUCCCCUCUGAGCAUCAGGAAAAGGUCCCUGCAGUCUGACAGGAAGAUGCCAGGGGGAUUGAACAUCUCUUCUGACAGCCCGGAGCUACGAGCAGCAGGGAUUAUUGUGCCCAUCAUCUUCUCCCUCAUCUUCCUUGUGGGUACUGUGGGAAAUGGGCUGGUGCUGGCUGUGCUGCUGUGGAAUGGCCAAGUCAAGUACUCCACCACCAACCUCUUCAUCCUCAACCUAGCUGUGGCUGACCUGUGCUUCAUCAUCUGCUGCGUCCCCUUCCAGGCCACCAUUUACACCCUGGAUGGGUGGCUCUUUGGGGCCUUUGCCUGCAAGGCUGUGCAUUUCCUCAUCUACCUCACCAUGUAUGCCAGCAGCUUUACCCUGGCUGCUGUCUCUGUUGACAGGUACUUGGCCAUUCGCUAUCCACUGAAGUCCCGGGACCUCCGCACAUCCCGAAAUGCAGGAGUGGCCAUUGUGGUAAUCUGGUCCCUGUCGAUGCUCUUCGCAGGGCCUUACCUCAGUUACUACCAGAUAAUCCAUUACCAUGGUGUGCCCAUCUGUGUCCCCGUCUGGGAGGACCAGCGCCGAAAGGUUCUGGACAUCCUCACGUUUGUGUUUGGAUACCUGCUGCCCGUGACCGUGGUGAGCCUGGCAUACUCUAGGACCAUCAAGUUCUUGUGGACUUCUGUAGAUCCCAUAGAAAGAAUCUCAGAGUCUCGGAAAGCCAAGCGUAAGGUCACCAAGAUGAUUGUCACAGUGGCCAUCCUGUUCUGCCUCUGCUGGCUCCCCCACCACCUGGUCAUCCUCUGCUUCUGGUUUGGCCACUUUCCCUUCAACCGGGCCACUUACGCUUUCCGCCUGGCUUCCCACUGCCUUUCCUACACCAACUCCUGCCUCAACCCCAUUGUCUACGCCCUCAUCUCCAAGCAUUUCCGCAAGCGUUUCAAGCAGGCCUUCACCUGCCUCUUCUUCCAGAACAAGAUCAGGAAAAAGAAGAAGAAGAGGGUUGGAAGGAAAGUCCAUAUGGUCAAUGUGGAAAGAGGUUUUGCCAACAGGACAGGAGAUUUCUGUGGAGGUAACACUGAGGUGACUCAAGCCCCAGAAGAGAACACCAGGAAGAGGGAUCAUGAAGGUGCCAGUUGUACCAGAGCCUGGACUCAGCAGGUACAAGAUGCCAUGGUCUCUGUUCAGAAGGAGCUACUGGAGGAGGAAAUUUUGGCAACAGCUGGCCAUUCCCUAGAUGUGACCCCUCUAAGAGGAACUGUUGGACAAGAUCAAGAAGAAGCCCUAGAAAAGGGCUAGAGAGGCAAAAAAGUAGUCUCUAUUUGCAUCUAAUUUUCUGACCACAUCACAGUGGUUUUGCUUUCCUCCAGGAUCAUCGUGCCCACGCCUUAUCCCACUGAGAUGGUUUUAUGUUGGCAGUGAGAGAUGAGCUCGCUCAUUCAGACCCAUUAAACUGAGUUCAAGUCCCCCAGAACUCCUCAAACACCUCCUCUCGUGAUCCUGUAAUCAUGUCUGAGACCUGUCAUCAUCCCAGCUCAAUAUUCACAGUAAACUUUAAGUGACUGCAA